AUGAAACUCUAUUGCGUGGAAUCUCCUCGGACGCUUGUCCUUGUAUCAUCCACCCAUACAUUACUUUUCAAAGCAAUUCAUUCAGACACCAAUAAACCUCGAUGUGUCGUGGAAUUGGUAUCUAACGACAAAUUGGACUUGAAGUUUUCAAAAAAGCUCUGUGCAACGGAAAUCAGCGGAUUUCUCGGAUUGAUACAUGUCGAUGGACUAAUUUUCUUAGUGACCAUAACCAGAAAACAGGAGGUUGCCAAACCUUUUGAAGACCAACUGGUGAAUAAGAUCAUCAAUGUGGAAUUCUUUUGUCUAAAUAUUAAUAAGUGGGAUGAUUUUCUUUAUAGAUUGACCGAUACGAAUGCUGCAAAUGGGAUUUCUGGUGAUACAACUGAUAACUCCUUCAUGGGUCAGUUUGAUGAUACCAAUAACCCUGCGUCAGCCCACCCAUGUUAUGACUUGAAGAAGUUGUUAAGCGACGGUUCGUUUUGUUAUUCCACCGAUUUUGAUUUGACUAAUAAUUUGCAAACCAGAGGGGUUAUCGAUAACUCAUUGAUCAUUGACACAUACCAAGAGGAUUACAUGUGGAAUAACUUCAUGAUGGAAGAAAUGAUUCAAUUCCGUAACAAGAGCAGCGCCGCAGAUCAAACAAUUCUUGAUGAUAAUGGGUUUUUAACAACAGUGAUUAGAGGCUUUGCUAAAACUAAACCAAUUUCUGUAUCUAAUUCCAGGGCCAGUCUAUCUCUUAUUUCAAGACAAUCUUGCAAGCGUGCGGGUACGAGAUUCAAUUCUCGCGGGGUCGAUGAUGAUGGUAACGUGGCUAAUUUUGUGGAAACCGAAGUUAUUCUUAAUAUUUACGGGAAGAUCGUUUGCUCAUAUAGUGAAAUUCGUGGCUCCAUUCCUGUUUUUUGGGAACAAGAUGCUUCGCAGUUGACGCUUGGGACUCCAAAAGUUCAAAUCACUCGUUCAAAAGAGGCCACUAAUCCGAUUUUUGCUAAACAUUUCGACAAUCUUAUUGAUAAAUACGGAGCUAUCCAUGUGGUGAAUCUUUUAUCCAGAAAGGCUUCCGAAAGAGAAUUAUCCGAUCGCUACAAAUCUCAUAUCCUUGAUUAUCAAAAGGCAUCACAUCAUGAAAAUAAUCCAUUGUUGACGGAAUUUGACUUCCACCUUCAAACCAAAGGAGGAAACUACGCUGCUGCUAAAAACAUUCUCAGAUACCUCAAUGAAUCAAUUGAAGAUUUUGAGUAUUUCAGUUAUGACUAUUCGCAAAAGCUGGUGCUCACCAAACAGACUGGGAUUUUCCGGACCAAUUGUUUGGAUUGCUUAGAUCGUACAAAUGUCAUUCAAACCAUAACUUCCCUUAGUAUAUUCAAACUUAUUUUCGCGGACUUCAACCUCUCUGAUACUUCCUCGAGCCAAGAUUUGAACAUGACCCAUGAUAUGCUCUGGGCCGAUAAUGGAGAUCAAAUCUCUCAAAUUUAUACCGGGACAAACGCUUUGAAGUCGUCAUUCUCACGUAAUGGUGGGAAAAUGACUUUAGGGUUAUUUUUAUCUGAUGCUACCAAAUCUGUUACUAGAAUGUAUCAAAAUAAUUUUGUCGAUCAGAAAAAACAAGUCACUAUUGACACAAUGCUUGGGAGAUUGCCAGGUACUGCUUCAUCUCCGGUCAUAUUGUACGAUCCAGUUAAUGAGAGAGUGGAAAAGAGCUUGAAAAAAUUUGAGUCAAAAUAUGCUUCUGAACUGGUAAAAAGCAUGUUCAUUGGGACUUUUAACUUGAAUGGUCAUAAUUUCACUAAUCAAAAUAGAAAUGAUCUUGAAUCCUUGAUUAGUUGGUUAGUUCCGGAUAAAAACUAUUUCUACAGUGAGCAACCAGACAUUUAUUGUCUUGGAUUUCAAGAGGUGGUGGAAUUAAAUGCAACGUCGUUACUUAAUGUUGAUUAUUCUAAAUCCGCAAUAUGGCAAAAAACCAUCAAUGGGUUGCUCAAUGCCAACGGGGACACUUACACGUUGAUCAGAUCUGAACAAAUGGCAUCACUUUUCAUUCUCUUCUUUGCGAAGAAAUCUAUUGCUGAUAAGAUCACUUCAGUGGAAGGAUUUAGCAAAAAGACUGGUCUUGGCGGAAUUGCUGGCAACAAGGGUGCAGUCGCUGUCCGGUUCAAUGUUGGCGCCACUUCAUUUUGUUGUAUCAAUUCUCAUUUGGCUUCGGGAUCAAACGCAGUGGCGGAACGUAAUGCCGAUUACGAAUCUAUCAUGAAUGGGAUUUACUUCAGUAGAAAAGGUGGGAAAGUCAGUGAUCAUGAUAAUAUUCUUUGGUUUGGUGAUUUGAAUUAUCGAUUAACGAACAUUACUGGUGAAGAGGUUCGUGGACAACUCAAUAUGAACGCUGGUGAUAGUGAUAUGAGUCAACUAUUAAUGCGUGACCAACUCUUACUAGAAAUUCAAAGUAACAGAGCAUUUAAAGGAUUCAGUGAAGACGAAAUCACAUUCAGACCAACUUACAAGUAUGAUAAUUAUACCAAUGUGUACGAUACUUCUGAAAAACAAAGAACUCCAUCUUGGACUGAUAGAAUCUUGUUCAGGGGGAAAAGUUUGGUGCCAAUGAGAGACAGCUACGAUUGUGCCCAGGAGGUGAUGUUUUCUGACCACAAGCCGGUAUAUUGUUUAUUUGAGGCCAAUGUGACGUUUGUGGAUGAGGCUUUAAAAAGAAAAAUAUAUGACAAGCUUUAUGAGCAAUUCAAGAAAGAACUUCCACAAGACUCCAAUAGUGGGUCUCUUUUGGAUAUAGUCAAUGAGAAAUCACAGCGGAAAGCGCCAUCUAGAGUGAAUACAUUAGAGUCGAUUGAGAGUGGCUCAGAAAUAUCCUUGAGAACCCCACCUAGAGCAGGGACGCUUUUGGAUAUUAAUAGUGCUCCAUUACAAAGUCGUUAUGCUCCACCAACAUCCUCAAAAAGCUUUAUGAAUAACCAAAAUAGUAGCGCUCCUCAAUUAGAUUUGUUAUCACUUAAUGAUGAUGACUCAAAGCCAAGUCCACCUUUACCAAGACGCCGUAUGACCAAUCCAAUAGAAACCAAUAAUUCUGUGCUGCAAUUGAACAAUACUUCAAAAAAGACUAAUGUUGCCACUCCACCACCACCUCCAACUUCUAGAAAAGCUGAUGUUAAACUGGAGCCUGUUAACGAUCAAGCAAAUAGUGAUGCAAUCAAUAGUCAUCCUCCGGGGUUCUCCAGUAGUGUGCUUCUACCAAAAUCCAAGUCUAAUGUUCAAAAUAGACCACCUGUACCAACACCGCCUAAUAAACCGCAAACCCUUGAAUCAAUGGCAAAGCAACUUGAGAUAAAUAAAAAGCAAGUGUCAUCCCCAACCCCACCACCCACUGGUGUCGCUAGAAACCUCGCAGCAUCUCCACCACCAGUGCAGCCACGCACUGCUUCUUCUAGCACGGUUACCAAUCUCAACCAAAAUUCCAAUGGUGCUGGUAUGAGUCUCCCACCAGGAUUCUCUACAACCUUGAUCCCAUCCAAGAAGCCUGCAGUAAGCACUCCAGUAACUACAUCAAAGAAGUCUCCGGUACCAACUCCUACAACUCCUACUACUAAAAAACCCCCAAUUGUUCCAAAGAAACCCCAGAGUUUGGCAGGGGAACCAGUUAAAAAGGAUCAGUCGAUGAAUGAUUGGAAGCCAUUGGUGCCAAAAUGA
Messenger RNA from Saccharomycopsis crataegensis, 3687 nucleotides. It is a transcript of the gene INP53, whose product is annotated as phosphatidylinositol-3-/phosphoinositide 5-phosphatase INP53. The coding region runs from base 1 to 3687 and encodes 1228 amino acids. Gene Ontology annotation, biological process: phosphatidylinositol dephosphorylation. Gene Ontology annotation, cellular component: cytoplasm; membrane. The transcript has a single exon. The record is from RefSeq and is a predicted model, not a curated record. Lineage: Eukaryota; Fungi; Ascomycota; Saccharomycetes; Ascoideales; Saccharomycopsidaceae. Gene Ontology annotation, molecular function: phosphatidylinositol-4,5-bisphosphate 5-phosphatase activity; phosphatidylinositol-3,5-bisphosphate 5-phosphatase activity.